AACUGUGGUUUCUGCUCUGUCUGCAGUGACCUGAGCUCUGCUCUACAUUUGUUUUAGCUUGGUGCACAAGCUUUCAUCAGAUUUUGUUGAGAGAUGUUGCUGGAUAACACUAAACCUUGCACUUUCUGGGUAUUUGUGAACUGGGCUUUAGUACUUGCCACAGCACAAGACGGCUGUGAAGAAGUGAAACCCCAGAAGGUCACCAAAGUUGAAGCCGCCUUGGAUUCGGGAAUUCUGGUUCCGUGCAACUUCAGCACCAGCUUGCUAAACCAGUCCAAGACCAAGGAUUGGGAAGUAGUGUGGACCUUCAAUAACUCCAAUUCCGAGACCAGUCUGGUUCAAAUCUUGUCGUCGGGACGCGAGCGCUUCUUGGAGAACAAGAAGGGCAGACUCAGGGUCUUCCCGGGCCUGUCAGAGAAGGGCAACUUCUCCAUCCGCAUCGAACAGCUCCAGCCGCAUGAUAUGGGCACAUAUCACUGCAAGUUCUUAGCUGGUCGCAGUUGCUUGGAAAUUCAGGGGAUUGAGUUCAGCCCAGGUUCUGGGAGCUCGGUUUGGGAGAGCUGGUACGUCAUCGGCUCAGCAGGAGGACUGGGGGUCAUCAUACUCCUUCCCUUUUUCGUUUUGUGUCUGCGGCGAAGAGGUUGCAGACGCCUGGCUGACCCGUCAAAGAAUCUUGGUCACGGUAAGAACAGCAGAGCAGGUCAGUCAUUGGAGACUAUUUAUGGAAACAUGAGCUUUCAUAAAGAAAACACCAUCGAUGUGACUAUCUAUGAAAACAGCCUUCAUGACCCAGAACACAGGGAGCAUGUGAGAAGAGAUCCAGUCAUUACUCAGAGCUUUGGCGGAGUAAAGAAAACAAAAUCAACAAAACCCGAUUAUGGUAUGAUCAGUUCUUCUUCUCUGCAUUCAACCAACGAGAGCUCUCCGAAAGCAUGGACACCCAGAGAAUAG
Lepisosteus oculatus (spotted gar) is the source of this 951-nucleotide messenger RNA. NCBI's taxonomy places the organism in Eukaryota, Metazoa, Chordata, Actinopteri, Semionotiformes, Lepisosteidae. The record is from RefSeq and is a predicted model, not a curated record.